This is a messenger RNA of Mytilus californianus (California mussel), 11447 nucleotides long. RefSeq lists its product as uncharacterized. Gene Ontology annotation, molecular function: ATP hydrolysis activity; protein binding. The transcript is spliced from 10 exons. NCBI's taxonomy places the organism in Eukaryota, Metazoa, Mollusca, Bivalvia, Mytilida, Mytilidae. The record is from RefSeq and is a predicted model, not a curated record. The coding region runs from base 45 to 5282 and encodes 1745 amino acids.
UUCUGUUUUUUUUCAUUUUCAGAGUAAUGGGUUAAAAUGCUUUCAUGAUGGCUACAAAUUCUGCUAGUACCAACAGGUCAUCCGUGUCUAAAAAAAAGCAAGGUAUAACACGGCAGUCAUCCUUUGUUGAUACAGGAAAUAUGAUGGUCAAGAAAAUACAGCCAGUAAAACCUAAAGUGACAAAACCUGUUAAAAAAACUUUGAAAAAUGUACAGCCCACAGCAAGCAAGGAAGAAAACAGAACAACAGAAGAACAGAUAAAGAAAGCUGAGGCUAAGUUUGAGAGGUUAUUGGAAGGAUGUUUGGAGGAUUUACCUAAUUUACCUCAUUCUACAGUUAGGAUAUUUAUGAGUUCUACUUUUUCUGAUAUGAGAGCUGAAAGAAAUGCCAUUGUCAGAGAUGUCAAUCCACUCCUCAAGGAGUAUUGUGCCAAAUAUGACCUCGACUUUCAGAUUGUAGAUAUGCGCUGGGGUGUAACUGAAGAUAGCCAAAAUGACCAUUCUGUGGAAAAAAUUUGUUUGCUGGAAGUGGAAAAUUGUCAGAACCUUUCUUUAGGACCUAAUUUCAUUUUUAUAUCAGGUGAUAGAUAUGGAUUUAGACCAAUCCCAAUAGAAAUUGAUAUGGAAGAAUUUGAUACCAUAAAGAAAGUUGCUGAGGAAAACUCUUUACCUGAUACUAAACUAUUGGAUGUUUGGUAUUUACUGGAUGAAAAUGCUAAACCACCACUGUACAUUUUACAGCCAAUCAGAUCACAGUUUACAUUUUAUGGAGAUUACUCCACUGGAUGUGAAGAACCAAGAGCUAAAGACACAAUGGGUUGGGAGGAAACAUUUAAAUCUCUACAGACAGUUCUAAGGAAAGCAGCAACAUUAGCCUGUAAUGCUAAACAACUCAGCAAGGACAAACUUCACAAAUAUUUUUAUUCAGUGACUGAGAUUGAAGUCAAUAAAGGCAUCUUGACUGCCGAAGAACCCAAACUUCAUACUAGUACUUAUCAGAGAGAUUUACGUGGCUUGGAUGGCAAUAAUAUCACAGAUGAUACAGCUAAAAGAUACUUUGACACUAAAAUGAAAAAUGGAAAGAUGGUAAUUGAUGAAGAAGCUAAGUCACUAAGAGAGAAAGUAAGAGAAAAAAUUCCAUCUGCAUUGAAGAAAUCUGGUCGAAUCCAUCAGUAUCAAGUUAAAUGGCAUAAUGGUGGAAUUGAUCCUGAAAAACAUGUAGAGCAACGUAAUUAUGUCAGGCAUCUUUGUGCUGAUCUUAUCGAAGACAUUUGUGAACUUAUUGAUAAGGCCAGAGAAGACCAGAAAGGUCUGAUAAGAACUUCAGAAUAUUACACAGACUAUCAAGAAGUACUUCAUCAUCAGCACUUUUGUAAACUAAAAUGCGAGACUUUCUGUGGUAGAGUUGAUGUUUUACAGCAAGCCAAAGAAUAUAUUCUCAAGGACAAGUCCAGAAGACCACUCAUUCUAUAUGCUCCAUCAGGUGCUGGAAAAACAUCUGUUAUGGCCAAAAUUUUGCAGAAUCUGCCAGAAUGGUUUAAAAAGGAGCCUCACAUUGGAAUUAUUAGAUUUUUAGGCACAUCUCCUUAUAGUUUGAACAUAUAUGAUGUACUAUAUGGAAUUUGUGGACAACUUGCUGACUGUGCAAAACUAUUGAUGGAGCCAGUUGGGUACAAAAAUAUGAAAAACUUAGUAGAAUAUAUGCCAAGAUUCUUACGUCGAGUAUCAAACAAGGUGAAAAAGCCAAUUCUUAUUCUUCUAGAUUCUCUUGAUCAGCUUUCAGCAAAAGAUGAUUCAUACUUGUUAAAUUGGCUGCCUACAGUCCUCCCGUCAAACUUGAGGAUAAUUGUAUCAACAUUACCUAGGGAACAUGAAAUUUUGGACACAUUGCAGAAACUAUUUCCAGAUACUACUAACUUUGUAGAAGUUCCGUCUUUACCAGAUGACACAGGCUUUGAAAUGAUUGACAAAUAUCUAGCAAAAAAGAAGAGAGCUGUUACACAAAUUCAAACAAAGCAGCUUGUCAGUGCAUUCAGAAAUUGCAGAGGUCCAUUGUUUCUAAAACUAAUCCUCGAUGAGGCUGUUAACUGGAACUCAUACACACCAGAUCAUGCUCUAGUUUUGCAAGAUUCAGUACAAGGAGCCAUAAACCAGCUGUUUGACAACAUGGAAAAGAAAUUUGGGCAAGUUUUGAUAAGCCAUGCUCUAGGUUACAUUACAGUUGCCUUCAAUGGAAUUUCUGAUCUUGAAUGGGAGGAUGUGUUAUCCUGUGAUGAUGAAGUUCUAGAUGAUAUCUACCGCUACCAUAAUCCACCAGUCCCUGGCAUUGUACGAAUGCCACCAGUACUUGUAGCAAGGAUAAGAUAUGAUCUCAGAGAAUAUAUUGUCGAGAGAAGAUCAUUUGGGAAAACAACACUGAAUUGGUAUCAUAGGCAGUUCAUUGAGACAGCUCAUGGAAGAUAUGCAACUGGCAGUGCAGGCAAAAAAUUACACAAGGUUUUGGCAGAAUAUUUCAUUGCCAAUGAUGGUAUUCAAAGGGACAUAACCCUUCACAGACGAAAACUGACAGUAGAGAAAGCAGAUAGACAAGUCACAAAACAACCACUUGUUGUGAAGAAUCAAAGAAAACUGAUAGCUGUCCCAUAUCACAUUACCCUUGCAGGAGAUCAGAUAGAUCCUUCAAUUGCCAAGUCAGAAUGCUUUUGUAAUUUGAAUUUCCUUACAGUGAAAAUGCCAUUAUCAACCUUGGUGGAUGACAUGACAGAAUAUUUGGACAAAACUGAUGAUGAAGAGGUGGCAUUCUUAAGAAAUUACUUCCUUGUCUCAAAAUCAGGAAAUGAUAGUGGAACAAACCUAUCAAUUAAUCUACUUUCACAGUUACAUGUAGAUGAGAGUCAGAAAUAUCUAAAGGAAUUACUGCAGCAAGCUAAAGAUGAAGUCUCCUCUAGUAAGUCUCCUUUACUUAUACCUGUAUUUCCAUGUCUGGCACCAAGAAAAGAUGCUUCUUCAGCUCUUUUGAAAAUUUAUGAUGAUGUAGAUGAUAUCAUCUCAAGUGGUUCAGAAUCAGUUUUGAUGACAAAUGUGAAAGAGGAAGAUGAUGAUGAAAAAAGGUACUUAGUUUAUGAUGCCAUUAAUAAUGAUGUUAACCAAUUAAGCCAUGACAAGGAAUUCAAGCCAGUAAUGCCACCCAUAGUGGAUCAUUCUGAGAAAAGAGUAAUAAACUUAGGCAGAGACAGCCUUCAAAUAUUCCAUUUACACAAUCAAGUUACAAACACGAAGAAGUUUUCUGAAAUUUUUGAAGAUCUAGGGAAAGAGAUGUAUCCUACAAUGAGUUGCCUAAGUACCGAUUUCUUACAUUUGACAAUUUUAUUUAGCAAUGGUGAUGUUCUAAUAUUCGAUACAAACAGCUUCAAAAAAGUUGACUUCAUCACAUUGAGAGAAGAUGCAAAUGAUGUUUCUAACAUUAUCACUACAAGUAUUGACAAUUUAAAAAUCAUUUUCACUAUUAAUACUGUUGUAAGUGAAAAGGAAAAUGAAAAAGAUGGAGUUGUUAGAAUCCAUGUUGUUGGUGCUGCAGAAAAUGGAAAAAUGGUGAAAACUAAUCAUCCUUUUACCAGAGGCCUUGCUGCAGUUGGUUUUAAUGAGAACCUGCUUGUAGGAAGAAGUAACAGAGAAACAGAUGGAACUUUGACAGUUGUUAACCUAGAUGAGGUCAAAAUAACUAUCACAGAGGACUGCUCUUCUAAAAUACUGGAAUUAUCUGUGGCACAUUCCCAUGCACUGGCUGCCAUUUGGCUGGAACAAGGCUUUGUAGCUGUGUACGACAUUUCUAAUGGGGAGGUUAUCCAACAAUUAAACAUAGAUAAUACUAUAACAAGUUUUGGAGUGAGCUGGAUCAAUGAUUUAGUCUUUAUUGGGGACAACCAAGGGCAGAUUAUUAUGUACAAAGCACAGACAGGGGAACACUUUGGAGAUUUCAAGGCUGAAAAUAAUGAAAUCAUGAAAGUGGCAGUACUUGAAGAUCAAGUUGUUACGGUGAGCAAAAAGAAUACAGCAAAAGUUUGGGAGCUAACAACAUUACUAAAUACUGAUGGAAAUCAAUCAUCCAGAACAGAGGUCAAUGGAGAGGGUUCAGAAUUGCUGGCACAAAAGGAUAUCAUAAGUUUUGAUGUUGACCUUAAAGGACACUGCAUCAUAACUGCUUCAGAAGACAAAAAUAUAAGGGUCUGGUCUGUAGACAAUGUAGAACUACAAAAAAUAAUCUACAUUGGAAUCACUGGUCACAAAGUAUCAGCAACUAUCAACUCAAUGUGUAUUAUUUUAGAUGGUCAAGCUCAUACUUUAAAAGUACUUGAUUUUGAAGGAGGAUUGGAGAAAAUGAGCAUAAGACAUGUUGUAAGUUUUUGUCAGGGAAAAGAUCAUAAGACAUUAUAUGUCCUGAAAACUGGUGAAAAGAAUCAUUUUAUUGAAAUAAUAGAUAUCAGUCUUCUCAAGUCCAAAACUUCCUUUCUGUUAAAGCAGAAGCUGUCUUAUGAAAGUGUAGAUUUGUCCAUAAAUGAAUCAGAACGCUAUCUCAUACUAAGAGUUAAAGUUCUUGAAAAAGAAUAUGCUGAUAUCCAAACAUCAUGGCGUAAACAAGGUGGGGGAUUUUUACCUCAGUCUCAUAAACACAGGUUUUAUGCUAUAGACAAAACACAAGCUACUGGAGGACUAAUGCCAUGUAAUCGAAUUUUAACAAAGAUUCCACAUCUAGGAGAAGUUGUCUGCCCCUAUCAAGGAAAUGUCAUGAUGGUCACAACUCGUCGUUGGGUAGUGUUUUGGGAUAUUCCUACUGGCAAAUCUGAUCAGAGAGUGACAAAAGGAGUAAAACUUGGAUUUAUGUAUCGACCAGAUCACUUGGGCAAAUCUUGUGAAGGGACAAGUCUAGCAGUGGAACAAAGUAAAGAUGGACUGUAUGUAGCUAUAGGAUCUGAAGAUGGCUUCAUGAUUGUGUGGGAGGCCAACACUGGCUUACCGGUGGGAAGGAAAGAACCAAAGAAAAGGCACACAGCAUCGGUGGUCACCAUUGCAAUAUCCCCAGACAGUAAAUGGGUUGCAUCUAGGUGUCUGAAUAACAUACUGAUACUAUGGGACAUCACUACUGGAACAGAUGUUGUCAAACUAAAAAUCCCCUUGGAUGUCCAACAGAUGAAGUUCACAGCUGAUUCUAAACACCUGGUUAUCAACACAGGAGUUCAUAACACUAGAAUGUUAGUGUACAGACUUCAUGUCGGACAACAGUAAUACACAUGAAAAGUCUACACAAAAUGUGUAAAUUUGCUCAAAUUUUGUUGUUUUUUUAAAAACUCUACAACUCACAAUCUUAAAAUCAAACAGUUGUUUGAGUUUGAUAUUUUCUAAAGAGGAAAUCUAAGCGUGUUGAAGCUGAGUUCAAGGGCUGAUAGAUUCAGAUUUCAUUAAAAGAAGGUAAAUGGAAGACUGAAAAAAGGUGGAGAUAUGCAGAAUCUUUUUGAAUAUUACAAGUAACAGAGAUUUUUGGAUAGGCAGGUUAUUUGAUUAGAGAAUUGAUUCAUUUUUAUUGUAGAUUGCAAUAGUCGCUUUGGAAAACUAUUGUUUAAUUGUUUGAAAAGAACACUAAAAAUGAGUGCAGAUUUUCAGUAUUGUAAUACAUUGUUUAACUUGAAACAUUGUUGUUACUUCUAAAUUUGAUAAAACCAGACAUUUAUAUUUGUAUUUUCUAAUUUGUAAAUAUUUUUCAUUUUCCUGAAAAAAGACAGAUUUUUUUUUUGUCUUUCAGUUUUGUUUUUGUUUUAAUCACAAAAAAUUAAGAAUGUGAGGAAGGAACCUAUCUAUCCAAAUCUAUAAAUUCAUUUUAUUCAUUGUAUGUAUUGUCAAAAAUAUUUGUGAUCACAUGUAUUUACAAUGGUAAAAGAUGAAAGAUAAAAAAAAAAAUUGUCAAAAUGGCUGUAUUGCUGUGAUCUUUUUUACAUAUGAUUUACACAUUUCCUUGUUUAAUCACAUUUGGAAUAUUAUAUAUACCAAAACAAUUGUAUUUAUUGUUUUUAUUUUUUUGACUUGUAAUAAUAUUAUAUAUUAUUCUGUUAAAAUAGACUAUUUUGUGCAUUUAGAACUAUGCAAUAUAAUUUUUUUCAGCAAGAAUUACUUUUUGCACACUGUUUCCUACUAAGUUCUACACAACUUAUUAUUUAAGAUUAAGCACAGUUUUUUGUGCUGUUUUUACACUUAGUUUUUUAAUGAUUAAGUUCUGUUUUAAGAUUUACUAUUUGUGAUACCCAUACUGAUUAAUUUAUUAUUGGUCCCUUUGCCUUACUGGCUUCAAUAACAUUAUUUAAGUUAAUACUUCUUAUACCCAAAGUAGUAUAUCAAUGAGUUUCAUCCUUGAAAUACUCAUGUAUAAUUCUUCUGAAUAUAAAUUUUAUUUUAUUACCAUUCCCAUAUUGUUACUUUUAUAUCAUUAUUACAACCCUCUUAUAUAGCCCAACCCAUAUUUCUGAAAAUGAACUGCAUCUGAUGCUUCAUUGACUUUAGUGAAACUUUUAAUUUUUUAGAGACCAAGUGUCUUAUGUUUCAACACCAGAGUUCCCUUAUGAAUAAGGAAAAGUUCUGUUAUAAAUUUGAUGUAUGGACAUAUUAAAGUAAAAAAAUAGGUGUAAAUCUUCAUGAAGUGGAAAUGUGUGUUUUACCAACUUAUUUCCUAGUAAUCUCAGGUAUAUAUUUGAAAUAUGAUAAUUUUUACUUAGUCUUGUAUAUUUAUAUUAAAUUAGCAGUAGUCACACGUUUCAUAGUUUUAUAUCAAAUUUUAUGAAUAUUUAUAGUUUGUCAUCUUCUCCCUCUAUAUGAAUGUCUGUGGCAUAGCUGUGGUAGAAAUGUUGGGAAAAAUAAUUCUUGGACGGAAAUGUCUCAAUGAUUUUAUAUAUGGAUUCUGCAGUACCGAUGUAAUAUACCAUGAUGUUGAUAUUAUUUUUGAAAUACAUGCAAUUACAAUCAUGGAUGCAUGAAAUUCAUUUUAUUUUUCAACUCCCUCAAAAUUAAGCAUUCAUAAAAUUGAUGAAAUUUCAUUAAUAAUAAAAUUAACAAAAUUGUUGAGUAUUUUUAAAAUCUAGAACUGAAUUCUGUUACUCUGUUGGCCUCUUGUAAAAUAAUUAUUUAUGUUAAGAAACUGAUUAAUAAUUUAAGUAAUUUUUUCAAUUUUGCAUUUCCAUUUUUUGCAAAUUUAAUCAUAUAUUUGAACACGCUAAUUUUCACAUAAAAAUAUUUUGAUGAACUGAAAGUAACAUAUUCAUUAUAAUAAGGGAGGUUUCAUGUACCAUUAAAACUUCAUUUCAUCACCCAAGGAAAACAUUUCUUCUCUUCAGUUUUUUUUCAUUUAUAUUGCCAUCACAGUUUUCUGAUUUAGUCCUAAACAGAGUAGGCAUUUAUGAUUAAUUAUUCUGAUUUAUGUUUCUCAAUUAUGCUUUACCUUGGAUUCAUCAUUAUUUGUGGCUUUCGUGUGUACAGGUGAACCACAAAUUUAAAUUUUCAACAAAUUUCAAAUAUUCUAUUAGCUUGUAUGCAGAUUUUGGCAAAACCAUGAAAGAAAUAUCCACAAAAUUGCAAGUUUUACUCAAUCCACUAAAACUGGUAUCCACGUAAAUAAAUGAAUCCACAGUACAAAAUAUAAAGUUCCACGUGUUUGUUGUUAUAAAUAUGGAUAUUGUACGACACUUUCAAAUGUUAAUGAUUUUUAUUACCUUUGUUUUUUCUUCAUCUUGAUUUUCCAUUCUCAACUUAACAUCUCAAAUGCAAAAGGAACAUUAUGUCCCUUUGCCUCUCUUGGUUAAACUCAGAUGCAGCAAGUUUUCAUAUUAGUGAUAUUUAAGAAUGAAUAUUUUUGGCAACAUGUUGCAUUAGCACCUCGUGUCCUAACUGAAAGUACAGGUACUUGUGGACUGGAUACCCUUUGGGUGCCCUGAAUGGGAGUUCCCCGAAUUUCAACUAAUACUGCAUGUGUGUUCAUUGUUUUGUUGUUGUUUUUUUUUCUUUGUUGGUAGGUGAUACAUGUAUUCAAUUCUAAUGCAAUUUAGCAUGUAACAUCAAUUUUGAUUGGAUGACAUCUAGCGUCAAUUCCACGGUUGACUGUAGAGUCAUUAGCAACAAUGUUGUGCAAUCGCAGCCUAUUUUGAUUGGAUAUUUGAAGUAUUAAUUUUGAACAUUUUAAGAGUAUUGCAUAUAGGAAUAACACAACUGUAUUUGAAGUUGCCACCAUAAAUUUUUAAUUUGACGGUGGCAACUCUUCAAAAAAAGUAUUCGAAAAAAUACAGAACUCCAAGGUAUAUUCAAAAUGGGGAAGUCCAUAAAAACUGACAAAAUCAAACUUUUAUCAACUAACGGAACGAGUGGAAACAACUAUCAUAUUCCUGACUUGGUACAGGCAUUGUCCAAAAAAAAAAGUUGUUUUAACCCGGUUUUAUAGCUAGCUAAACCUCCCACUUAUGACAGUUGUUUAUAGAUCACCAUAAUGCAAAUACAAGACUGUUAUUUCUAAAAAUAUUACAACAAAGGACUUGUACAUGAAAUUUCUAUUAUUAUUUUUAUGCAAAUUAGGCUGGAUAUAUUCAAGUUAAAACAGUUUAGAUAUAUUAUAUUCAAACAUAAUUUUUUUGACAAAUUAACAAAUUUUGUGCAGCAAAUAUUUUUUUCAAUAUAAAAUCUUUUAUUACUACCAGGAUGUUUAUUAGCCAUAAAGUUCUCCCAGUUAGGAAACAUAAUUUUCAAUCUUUUCUGAAAGAAAAAAUUCCCAUAGAGCUACAAGUACAAAAAUAUUGGGCUUCUACUUGUGUCUACAUGGAUUCAUUCAUGAUGGAUAAUUUCCAUACAAAGACUGUCUCUCAAAUUGUUUUUCUAUUUGGAAAAUAAAAGUUCCAGGAUAUACUGGCUAGUUUUUAUUUAAAAUUUUUCUUUUGAACAGUGGCUAGAUAUGAAAAGUUAAGUAAUAAGUUGAUCUAACCCCAUGACAAGUUCUUGUUGUAUGUUAUGAAGGAAAAAUUUGCUCUCCAGAACAAAAUGAAUGGUGUAUUUAAGUUGGUGUAAUAUCGCCUACUAUAUGUCAUGCAGUUGUGCUUUUGUGUAGAGAUUGUUUAAAAACUAUCAGAUAUUUUUCUUUUAUGUCUUAACAAAUAUUCGAAUCAAUUAUAUUUUAUUACUUAUUUUAAAUAUUUCAUCCUUUAGUGACCUGAUGCAUUCCUUGUGAUUGCAAAACACUCUAAAAGGUAACACUUCAAGUAAUUUUGAUUAUAGACAGUCAGUAAAAAAUUGAUCUGUUUUUAGGUGAAUGAAUGAAGGUUACUGAAGCAUCCAUGAAUUAGAGUAAUUUUAUCCCAAUUUGGAUACUUUGAUAACUGAAGCAGAGGCAAUCAAUGCAUUUGGUAAUAAAUUAGAAUUGUAUGUACAAUGAAAAGAGACGCCAGGACUCUUUAAAAAUAUUAUUCAUUGUUACAAAAACUGCAAGUAAUUGUGAUUCUGAUUAAAUAAUACGGAAAUUAAAAAUACAUUAGGGGACUGGUGGCAGCCUUUGGGUGUUACAUCAUUAAUAUUUUGUAUUUGUAGUUUAUAUGGAGUCUUGAAAGGUUAUUAGUUUUAUUAUGAAUUAAUAAGCAUCAUCUGUUCAAAUAUUUUCCAUCAUAAACAACAAGUUUUUACUCCUUAUUUUUUUAAGUAUGGAAUUCGUAACUCAAAAUUUAUUUAUUUAAUUUCUUUUCCUAAAAUUUCUAAGAUUAGUAUAAAUAUGGGUAAGCAAAUUUGCAUUUCUAAAGAUUGAAAACUGCUUUGUAAUUUUAAGCUACAGUAUGCCUUCACAUUUGAAGAAAGGGAAGGUAUUUUCUUAGAGCUUUAGAAGUAAGUUUUUGAUAUAUACAUGUUUUUUUUUGUGUAAUGAAUUGAAAUUUUGAGUCUAAAAACUGGAAAUAUGUCGGAAAAAUUGGAGACAAAUUCUUGAAUUACUAAAAGAAAGGACAUUCUUUAGUAUGUUUUUUUUCCUAUUAUGUUUUAUUCAAUUGUAUUGAAUGGUAUAUUUAUUACUUUAUUAAAAAAAAUCAAAAGCUAUCAGAGAAAGUGUGUGAAAAUGACUCUUGUACUUGCAGUGUUUUCCCUGGACAACUUUUGAAUAAAGUGCAUCAGUAAUAUUAGUCAGCAUCAUAUAAUUUUUACCCUAGUGUUAUUACAACUCAUUCAAGUAUUCGUUUAUAAUUUAUAAUGCUCACCCUGAUGCUAUAAAUUCAUCUCCCAGUGCAUUUCUUUAUUGACGAUGUUCGCCCUGAUGCUACUCAAGUGCAUUUCCUAUCUGCAAGUGAGAUUCCUUGCAAAAACUCUUUGAGGAGUUUGUUGAUUGCCUGUGGCCAAGCAAAAUUCUGCCACUAUUCAGCAUUUUGUCUUUUUCUAUUGAUGUGACAGGAUUCCUUCUCUUUUUAUCCUGAGUUUCCCACUUUGCAGAACCUAUCUAUUGGAUUGAUUGUUGAUCCAUGUACUUUGUUCUUGUCCAGUGAAUACAUGAAAUAUAUUUGUUGGACAAUAAGCUAACAACAAUCUAUCAAACAAUUCAGUAUUUUUUUAUCAAUUAAGCUUACUCUGCUAUCAUGAUGAUUUUAAAAACAAAAAUUUGAUUAUGGUGCCAUUACAGAUAUUUUGGGAGGUCACAGCCAUGCUCACAAAUGGUGAAUGUAGUACGGUAAUUCAUCACAAAUUAUGGCAAAAUUUACUCACACAUUCAAUGAUUAUUUGUUCUGUUUCAGAAAUAGAUAAAAGAAUGUGGCAUAUCAUAUUUAUAUUAGAUGUUAUAUUUUUUAUUACUGUUUUUUUUAUGCCAUGUGAUAUUUUUUAUAUCCCCAUUCAGUAAAGUGGGGGAUAUAUAGUUAUCAUUGUUUGUUUGUGUUUGUCAGGUUUUUUUUUUUUUGGUUUGCACACUAAAUCCACAAUGUCUAUAAAAACAUAUACUUGAUUUCAACUUACAGAACAUCUUCUGAGACAUAAUGAGUCUUCUGCUUCCUCAUUUUUCUAUCCAUUUAAAUUUUAGGGUUUCCCAUAACAAAACAUGGACUUUCCCAUACAUAUACUGAUGUGGGUAGGCAUCUUAAAUUAUGAGGGGCACACUCCUUGAAUCUUAAUUAUAUAAUGCCACUGCACAUCUUUUAUUUCAUAUUUUAGAUCUGAAAUGUAUUUUCUGUCUAUACAAAUGGGUUUAGACAUCUUGUAUUGGCAAUUCCUCCUAAGACAUUUACUGGAUUUCAAACCUUUUUGUUCUGAUUAUGAAAAUGUAUUUGUUGUUGUGGAAAUAUUAACGGUUACUAAGCUCUACUUAUAGUUUUUAUACUUGUACAUUUAAUUUAUUAGUUAUAAAUUGGAUAUUUACACUAAACCUAUUUAAUGAUUAAAAGAGUUUUUUUGAUAUUGUUA